AUGGCUCUUGGGCCACGGCUCUCCCUCGGCCAAGCGGCGGCGGCGCCAGCGCUGGCCUUUCUGCUCCUCUGGCUUCCUGGCGGCUGCCCUCCAGCCUUGGCAGAUGCUUCUCCCCUUCUGCAGCCACCACCCCUGCUGGUCACUUGCUUGGGCCCUCAUGGACACGUCUCACAACGACAGAACAAGGAGCACUGGAUCACCUGCUUAUGGAGUAAAACUAUGAAUCUGCAUUACCAGCCAGCCCCCAGAGCAAAGCUGCAGCCACAGCCCCCACCACAUUGUUCAUGGUACCUGAACUCAUCCUGGGUGAAGAAUACAUCUCAUUGGUCAGGGGAACUUGUGCUGCAGACAGGCCUCCUGCCUGGAAGCAGGCCACCAGCCACAGCUUCCAGCUUCAUUACAAUGCACUGCUUAUCAGCUUCAUGCGCUGCUCCUGCAUGCCUUCAUCACAACUUAAGCAUUGAGUUGUCCAGGCAGGACAUGCGGCUGUUUGUACUUUGGCCACACGUUCACCUGAUCCACCCAGGGGAGCCGGUAGAGCUGGGCUGGUGUGCACGCCUCAAGAGCGCAAAGUGGCAAUACCGUUUUAGCAGCCACGGAAGCAACCCAUCUGCCCUUCUCGUUCCCAGCAAUGAGUAUGAAGAGACACUACCACUCUAUGCUUACCCAGGAGCUGAGGUGCAACAGGUCUGUGCAACAUAUUACAACUACCGUUUGACUGUACGCUACAGGCACCAUGGGCUCCAUUUAGCUUCAGUCAGCAUUGAGCAGAUGCCGCACAUUAGCCUCAAGCUCUCUCUCAACAUCGAGCCUAACUUGCAGCAUGUUCUCAGUAUCAGUUCCAAGCUCCUCAGCAUUCCUCACCAGCCCCUUAGCCUCUCCUGGAGUCUUCAGCCUCUUGGACUUAGGACACUGGCCUACAGGCUGCGGGAACCACAGGGCCUAGGAGGUUGGUUCAGUUCCUACAAUUCUUUUACUUUCCAGAGCAACUUCUGUGCGGUACCUGCGCUUCCACAGCUUGGUGAGAUGCUGGUGGCGAGCCUCUACUUUCCUGUUGAUGGAAAGAAUUUCAAAAACUUGACAGGAGAAUUACAUCUAGUCAAUGGGACACUGGGCAUAACUGCAACUGGAGAAACUCCAACCUAUGUCAACCUUCACCCCGGCAAAACCAGGAGAGGCACUUACAUUUUCAGAUAUAGCCAUGGAACUCUUUAUACAACUGAAGAAAACAUCAGUUCUACAGAUGGCUCUAACACACGCUACCUUUUCUACCAGCACCAGGAGCUUUCCUACUUAUUCUCCAUUGAGUUUGUGAAAUUUCAUUGGUAUAAAUUCAAUAUUUACCUUUAUAUCAAUCAAAAUAGAUCUUUGGUAGACAGAGAUAUUGAAGUCCACAUUUUCAACAGCAGUCCUUCAUUUCUGGAGAACUUUAUUUAUUUAGUGUGGUUUAUUCCUGUACAGCAUCCCAUGCUACAAUGCGAGUGGACCUUCAAUCUGCAGUUAUUUGGAACAAAAAGAGCCCAUCUUAUUCAGAAUAACAGUUAUAUAUACAACGAUCAUGUAAGUAAUGCCGCACGGUUUGUCCGUCGCUCUGUUUUGCCUUUUGAUCCAGAAAAGUAUGCAGGGUUUGUGGCAAAAGUGAACUGCACGAGGAAUGGACUGACACCUGCUCUUUUACGAGUAAGAGUGAAUAAUUAUGCCUCAAAAACCAUAGGUCCAUUGGUGGCUUGUCAGGAAAAGCACUGUAGAUUAGAAAAGGUUUGGAUUCAGAGACCUAGUGUUCAUAUUUCUCUCUUACGUCAUAAAAAGGGGGCAAGUUUUUACCUGUUCACCAGAGUGCUGGUAGGCUGCAAAGACAGUUUAAUGAUUAGGCCUUUGUGGCGAAUUUAUCCUGUUGAGGAUACAGAAGCUAUCCCAGACUGGUCAAGACCUAUAGACUCAUCUAUGAUGCAGGGGGUAGAUACCAUACGCAUAUCUGUUCCAGGUUCUGCUUUAGAUUAUGGGCUGUAUCUUUUUCAUUUCUCUAUCAAUAUAAGGGCAUAUUGGAAUAAAAUAGAUCUCAAUGGCUCAGAUAGCAUUUAUAUUCAGAUUGACAGAACUGAUCUAAUUGCAAAUAUUGCAGGAGGCACUUUCCGGACAGUGGGUUUUUCUGACAGGUGGACUCUAGAUGGCUCCUCAUCCUCUGACCCUGAUUCAGUAGAAGGACUAAAGGGAAUCAGUUUUACUUGGUACUGCACUAGAAAGCUAUCAGACUAUGCAAACAUGAAAUUGAGUGCAGGAAAGAAGUGUCAUCCAGCUCAGAGAAAUUUGAAAUGGUUAACAUCUUCAGGUCCAGUUCAGACAGUGGCACCAGAAACCAUCCACGGAAACACUAUAAAUUACUUUCGUCUAGUGAUACAGAAAGAUACAAGACAGAGUUAUGCUGACCAAACUGUUCAUGUGAAGUCUGGAUCCCCACCUGUUCUGAGUGUGGUUUGCCUUGAAAACUGUGGUAAAACUGUAAUCCCAACAGAAAGACUUACGUUAUCUGGAAAAUGCCUAAACUGUGGAAGAGGCAGCCAAACAGUCUAUCACUGGUCCCUUUUUCCUGCAGAAAAAAAUUCCACAGAAAUUAGAUUUGACUGGUUGUCCAGAACCUCAACAGGGAGAUCUGGGCCUUACCUUUCUAUACAUGCUCUGAGUUUUCUGAAUACUGUGUAUCAAUCCUAUGUUCUGCUCUUAACAGUAACUACUUGGGACGGUAGGUCAUCAAUCUACAGAUACUCAUUUAAAUUAAAUUCUCCUCCAAGUACCGGGAAGUGUACCAUCACGCCACACCGGGGUACUGCAUUUGUGACAAAAUUUGUGGUUCGAUGCACUGGAUUUUCUGAUAUCAAUUUACCUUUGAUCUAUAAAGUAAUAGUGGCUUCUGAGGUACCAAAAACUACCAAAAUAAGUUCUUUAGAGGAAAAUACAUUUGGUACAAUUCUGUAUUAUGGUUAUUUGCCUGAAACUCCUCCUUCUUUUCUCCCAGUUGGAGUACCCUCUCAGAAGUAUACUUUGGGAAUCUAUGUUCAAGUCUAUAAUUCUCUUGGGGCAUUUAAACAAGUGAGUUUAUACGUAAAAGUGCAGAACCCAGUUGAAAGUCGACCAGUAGCUCUUGUGUUUCAUGAGCUACUUACCUCAGUAAGUGGUUUGAGUGCACCAAUGACAUCUUAUCUCCAAACUGGAGACUAUUUUAAUGCUGGCUAUUUGACUUAUAUUGCAGCCUCAGUUUUGAACUAUAUUAAAGCUGCACCAACUCUCCAAAUAUCUAAGGUUCAAUUUCGAGAAAACCUUAUUAAAGCAGCCAUGAAUAUCUCAAUGAAUAGCAUAAUAGAGAUGAAUCAAGUAGUUGCUUCUAUUUUUCAAGUCACAGAGGAAACUGAUGAAAUAAAUAUUAAAUUGCAAGAGCUUGCCAUUCAAAAACUGAUAGAAGUAACUGAAGUGCUGAAAAUACUAAGGAAUGAGAGCCAUUGGUCUGAACAAACAGAAAUUCAAACCAGUGGAAUACUAAGGUGCUUAUCCAACAUCCUGAGAGCUUCUCUUUUACAUCAGAAGAAUGUCAAUGUUGAUGGAAUUAAACAAGUUUUCUUUAUCAUGGAAAAUUUAACCGACAUAGUUUUGGAGGGCAAAGUCCCUGGAGAAAUAGAAACUGUAAUGGAAACACAAAAAUGAAAUAUCACUCUGAACCUGAAAAAAGAGAAUUAUUCUGAACUGGCCAGUGAUGCUGUGAUUUCCACUUCUCUUUAUGAAUUUGAUGAGAACCCUUUCCCUUGGUUAGGUUUUACAUCAGAAAUUGCAACAACGGUAUUGGGGUUCAAAAUGACAGAGGCCAAGGCUAAUGGGGAGCUAGGAGGGAUCAUGCCAGAAGGGGCAGAUAUUAUUAUUGCUAGGAAAGAUACGAAAUCUUCAACUUUUCGGUUAGCAAUAGGGCCUGAUAGAACUCAGCGUUACACAACUGGAGGAUUUAGAGUUGAAGUGGAGAGAAAUACAAGGGAGGUGUAUAUCCAGAUUGUUACAAAACUCAAAGUAACUUUCAAGGUGUUAGUAUUUGCAAGUGCUAAUGUCACUCAUGCCUCUCCUAUAGCCUCAUUUUCUGCAUUUCACAACAAGCCAACUGUUGCAAGCAAAACUAAGACCUCUCAUACUGACUGUAACGUUAAGGCUUCUUACAUUAUCUGUCUCCCAAAGUCACUGUUGAGAGCUGCAGCCCAAGAAAGUGGUACUGAUAAUACUGGUAAAUAUAAUAUCUCUAUCAUCUUGCUGUCACGCUAUGUCGUAAGGUAUCAAAACACAAGACUGGUGAGCAUAUCCAUUUUUAGUGAUCAGUGCUUAUUUCUGGAUGGUGUUGGCAGUCACUGGAAAGAAAGCACCUGCCGGCUUGGCUCAUAUACCAGUUGGCAAAGGGUGCAUUGCAUCUGCAAUAUGAAGUGGAGACACAAAAGACUUGUAAAACACGCGGUGUCAAACAUAUCCACUUUCAACAUCAGGUUCCUGGCAGCCAAGGUAAUAGUUACUCCCAACACUGUGGAUCUGGAAAAAUCUUUGAUAGCAGACAUACCUCAAAAUCCUGUGACCCUUUUAACGGUUGUGGUAAUUUUUCUAGCCUACCUUGUUUUGGCCCUUUGGGCCAUGAAAAAAGACAAGGCUGACAGGGUCACCAAGGACAAGAUUAUCGUUCUGCCAGACAAUGACCCUUUUGAUAAAGUGUGCUUUGUGGUCACGUUAUACACAGGCAGUCGCUUGGGAGCUGGAACCAGUGCAGAUGUUUUUCUUCAACUCGUUGGCCAGGAUGGCACAAGUGAUGUCCAUUGCUUACAACAUCCACAUUUUCCAUCUUUCCAUCAGGGAAGCACAGAUACGUUUUUGUUAACUACAAAGAAAGACUUAGGAGAUAUUUCUGCUUUGAGGGUCUGGCACAAUAACCAAGGGCCUUCUCCAAGCUGGUUCUUAAGCAGAGCAAAAGUUGAAAAUCUGUACACUAGGAAGACCUGGUUAUUUAUUUGCCGCAAGUGGCUUGCUCUCCACAAGGAUGACCACUUAAUCGAAAGGACAUUCUUUGUCAUGAAUGCAAAAGCACGUCUCUCCAGAAUUGACUAUUUUUUGAUUAAUCUUGCUGAAAACCUAAUAGAUGGUCACCUAUGGUUCUCAAUUUUUACUCAUACCAUCUCUGGCACAUUCGGUAGGCUCCAAAGGUUAUCAUGCUGUUUAGCUAUAUUACUAUUAAACCUGCUUGUUAACAUUAUGUUCUUCAAUGCUGACAAAAGUGAAGAAUCCCCAUUACACUUGAGAUAUUUGAGAUCAAUAGCAGUAGGAGUUGAAAGUGCUUUGAUUACCAUACCUCUACAAAUGCUUAUAAUUGCCUUAUUUCGGUAUUCCCCGAAGGAACCUUCUUCCUGGGCUGUAACUCAGAACCACCCAAAGAAAAUUCCUCCUCAAACAUGGAGUAACUGCACAAUUUCUGAACGGGAUGCAAAUGUAAUUGUAGCAGAGGAGGAGACAGGAACAAAGGCUAAGGCUAGGCAAAAAAGACAAGCAUCAAAUUCCAAUUUUAAUAAUAAUACUGCAUUAGAAGGGGACAACUUUCAGAUUGAGAAGAAAACGCUAAGCAAUACCUCCACAACCUUUCGCAAGAGAUCACACACAGUUUUGUGCUGGUGGUGUGCCUAUUUCUCCUGGGCAUUAAUUAUAGCUGUAACAGGACUAUCAUCAUUUUUCAUUGUAUUAUAUGGCUUGUCUUAUGGGUAUCAGACCUCAUUAGAGUGGCUUUUAGCGUCUGCAAUCUCCUUUUUUGAGGAUGUGUUCCUUCUCCAAACUGUAAAAAUCAUAUUUUUGUCAGCUCUGAGUACAAUCCUUCCAAAAUACUGUGAAAGUAUUACAUGGUUAACUCAGGAAAAUUAUUCAGAAAUUAAGUUGGAUAAAGCAAUGGAGACUGCAGAUGAGAUGAGAGAAAUGCACUGUAAACUUGUUAAAAUCAGAGGCAGCAAGCAAUAUAAACCUUUAGAAGCUGAAGAGAUUGCAAUAAUUUUGAAAAAGGCAAAAACUAAAAAGAAAGCUCUUGUUUUUCUAAAGGAUAUCAUCUGUCACCUUGUAUUUUUAACACUUAUAUUAAAUCUUGCCUAUUCCACUGAGAACACCAAUAGUUUUUACUACAAUCAAUUUAUUCAUGAUCAGUUCUCUGACAGACUUUCUGGUGUAGAUAAGUUAGAACAUAUUUUCACGUGGGUGAAUGGUGUCUUCUUGCCUUUGCUCCAUAAUGACAUUCAGCCAACCUUUCUUUCUGACAGCUGCUCCAAAACCAUUGGUUUGCCUCGGAUGAGGCAAGUACGGGCUAAAGAUACAGAGAAAAAAUGUUUCCGUCCAGGCAGUUUUGUAAAUAAAUAUGUGAUCAGUAAAAGCCACUGUCUUCACAACUAUGGCAGUGACACCCAAGAGAAAGGUGACUAUGCUGGCACUUGGGUAAGGACUGCCAAGGAAUAUGUUUCCAAGGAUGCCAGCAGUUAUACUGGAUUUACUUACCAGCCAAACAAGACUCCAUGGGUGUAUUACACCUUUGGAGAUUUGCAUAUUUAUGGACCAGCAGGAUAUCCCUUUUACUUUUUCCCUGCAGAAGGCAGGCGAAAUUCAACAACAAGGCUGGAUAUUUUAAAAAAGAGUAAUUGGCUCGAUGAAAAGACAUGGGCUGUGAUCAUUGAACUAACGACAUUUAAUCCAGAUGUAGAUCUAUUUUGCUGCAUCUCAGUCAUAUUUGAAGUUUCUUAUUUUGGGACAGUAAAUUCUAGCUUGUCUGUACAUUCUUUUGCUCUCCCUAUUUUUCAUCAGCAAACUACAGCUCAAAUGGUUGUGUUUGUAAUUGUCCUUGUCUUUCUAUUCAUUUACAUUGCAGAUGAACUUCAUAUCAUACGCCAAGAAAAGAAAGAUUAUAUUAAUAAUAUAUCCAAUCUAAUCAACUUAGGUUUAAAAUCGACAUUAUUGCUUUUUGUUGUUUUAAAGGUCAUAAAGUUUAAGAUGGGAGCAGAUAUUGUGAAAUUUUACUUACUUCAUCCAAAUGACUUUAUUCAUUUUCAUGCAGUUUCUCAUUUAGAUGAGAUUUUAAGGAUUACUAUGGGAUUUUUAGCAUUCCUUACAGUUUUGAAAACACUAAGGUAUUCACGAUUCUUUUUUGAUGUGCGCCUAGCACAAAGAUCGAUCUUGGCAGCUCUUCCUGGAAUCUCCUCCAUGGCCUUUGUGGUUGUUGUGUAUUUCUUUGUGUUUAUGUCUUUUGGCUACCUUGUAUUUGGACAGCAUGAAUGGAAUUACAAUAAUAUGAUUCACUCAGCUCAGACUGUUUUCUCUUACUGUGUCUCAGCUUUCAGAGACACUGAAUUUUCAUCCAACAGGUUGCUGGGUGGUCUUUUCUUAGCCUCUUUCAUGUUGGUGAUGAUUUGUGUCUUGAUCAAUUUAUUCCAAGCUGUCAUUAUAUCAGCUUAUGAAGAGAUGAAACAACCUGUAUAUGAAGAACCAUGCGAUGAAGCAGAAGCAGUUACUUUUCUGAUAAAAAAGCUCAGAAAUUUAUGGUACCUUUUGAUUCAUAAAACACCCAAAACUGGUGACCCAGAUCUUCUUCACAGUAUACUCUAUGGGCAACCACAGAGGAGACAUCACCGACAUUUGGGGAUCAAGAACAGAAAAAUAAAUGGGAAAAAAAUGGUUUAUCUUGUAAUAUGA
Messenger RNA from Tinamus guttatus (white-throated tinamou), 7728 nucleotides. Lineage: Eukaryota; Metazoa; Chordata; Aves; Tinamiformes; Tinamidae. The record is from RefSeq and is a predicted model, not a curated record.